Molecule: messenger RNA, 1023 nt
Organism: Drosophila rhopaloa
Lineage: Eukaryota; Metazoa; Arthropoda; Insecta; Diptera; Drosophilidae
Gene: Ggamma1
Product: guanine nucleotide-binding protein subunit gamma-1
Exons: 2
Coding region: 293-505 (70 amino acids)
Biological process (GO): G protein-coupled receptor signaling pathway
Cellular component (GO): heterotrimeric G-protein complex
Molecular function (GO): G-protein beta-subunit binding
Source: RefSeq, a predicted model, not a curated record
GUUGGGCGCAUCCCUAGUUUGGGUGUGUAUCCACUUUUUUUCAUCAACUUUUGGUUGAUUUAAUUUUGGCCUACAGCGUUCGAGAAAAAAAUAUAUUUAUAUCGGAUUUGCCAGCCAUUAAGAUCCAUCCAAACCAGUACACCCAGAAACAUACGAUAAGAUAAGCCCAAGACCAAGCCAUUAGGCGAAGCCACACAAGCACAAGCACACACCCACCAUCCUGUAAUUGCAUUUCCCAGUAUCCGUAUCACUGAGAACCUUUUCAACCAUAGGCCUAUCCGAGACAGCCAUCAUGGACGUAAUGUCAUCAUCCCUGCAGCAGCAGCGCAUCGUGGUGGAGCAGCUGCGUCGCGAAGCAUCCAUCGAUCGCCAGACCAUCUCGGAGUCGUGCGCCAAGAUGAUGAAGUAUAUCACGGAGCACGAGCAGGAGGACUACCUACUGACUGGGUUCACCAGCCAGAAGGUGAAUCCGUUCCGCGAGAAGUCGUCGUGCACCGUCCUCUAAGGAGGCGGUUGUCGCCAGGAGAGAGGAAGGCCCGUUGGUGCAUUGGAGCCGAGGAUAUGCGGCGGACGUUUAGUUUAUUUUUAGUUUAGCAAGAUGGAUUAAGACGCGAAUGUGUGUGAAGUACAACGUUACCAGUACCAGUCAACGCCACAUGGAUCAAUAUAUCUUUGUCUAAAGGCAACAAUAACUACGAUUGUCAUAAGCAAUAUAGUUAAAAGAAGUUUGAAUUCCAAUUAAAAGGAAUAUAUAUUAUAUAUAACCGAUAUAUCAAUGUGUACCAUUCACGUUAACAAGUAAUGUCCGAAAAAAACACAAAUUCGAAUCAAAAUCUAAAUCGAAGCAUUUGUUCCAAAGAUAUCAGAGUUGUUUCCUUCCCGAUUAUUAACGCUGUUAAUGUACACGAAAUUCCCAACUAUAACGACAAUUAAUUAACCGAAACACAUAUAUAUUCAAAGUUAUCCACAUAAUCCGACAUACAAAUUAUUCAAUAAACUUAACUCAACCGAAACAGAAAUACA